AUGGCCUUUGAGGAUCUCCUUUCUGAAGCUGGAGAUAUGAGAAGAUUCCAGAUCCUUCAGGUCCUUUCUUUCGCUAUCACUCUAAUAUUUAUAAGUACCCAUUUUCUGAUAGAGAACUUCACUGCCUUUGUCCCUGAGCAUCGGUGCUGGGUUCAGUUGCUUGACAAUACCUCAGCUUCUCUCAAUAUCAGUGGGAACCUUAAUUUUAGUUCCCUUCUAAAGCUUUCCAUCCCCUUGGAUUCUAAUGGGAAACUAGAGAGGUGUCGCCGAUUCUUCUGGCCACAGGGGCAGCCUUUGGGUUCAAAUGUCAUAGGACAAAACCUUAGCCAGCCGGAGAUUGAGCCAUGUGUGGAUGGCUGGGUUUAUGACCAAAGCAGCUUCACUUCUUCCAUUGUGACUGAGUGGGACCUGGUGUGUGAUUCCUGGAAACUGAAGUCCUUCUGUCAGUCAAUAUUCCUUGCUGGGAUUCUGGUGGGAUAUCUCCUAUUGGGCUAUGUGUCAGACAGGUUUGGGAGAAAACGGAUGCUGCCUCCAGCUUACCUCAUGGUGGCUGUCUUCAGCACUGGUGCUGGUUUUGCCCCGACAUUCCCAGUUUACUGUUGUCUUCGCUUCCUGCUUGGGUUUUCAAUAUCAGGAAUCUUCCUUUUCGGUUUUACCCUUGUUAUGGAAUGGACAACCAGCAAGCACCGGCCCCUGGUAACAAUCAUAUUAACUCUGUGCAUGAGUCUGGGGCAUCAGUUUCUUGGGAUUCUGUCCUAUGGCAUCCAGGAAUGGCGCAAACUCCAGCUGGUAGUGUCUGCUCCCUCCUUUGCCUUCUUUCUGAUCUCUUGGUGGUUGCCCGAGUCUGCUAGAUGGCUGAUUGUCCACAACAAAUAUGAUGAUGCCUUAAAGGUGCUGAGGAAAGUUGCAAAAAUCAGUGGAGUAAAGGAUGAUUUCCUGACUGUAGAGGCUUUGAGAUCCACCAUGGAGAGGGAGCUGGCUGCAACACAGACCCAUUAUACCAUAUUGAAUUUAGUCCGCUUUCCGAUCCUGCGUACAAGAGUCCUCUGUAUGUCCUUUGCAUGUUUCACAACAGGGAUGUUUUUUUAUGGGCUCUCUCUGGAUCUUCAGAACUUGGGGAGCAAUAUUCAAAUGCUCCAGGUUCUUUUGGGAGUUUCUGCCUUCCUAAGCAGGGUUGGAGCCUUGUUUCUCAUGAACCGCCUUGGCCGUCGAACAAUAGCAGUGGCCUGCCUCCUUCUUGCUGGACUGUUCAUACUUCCUAGGGUAUUUCUGCCUCAAGGAAUUUUGCGCAUGGUUUUGGCGAUACUGGGGUUCAGCUGUAUUGUAGUCUGCAUAUCCAGUAAUGGUGUCUAUGUUAAUGAGCUCUUGCCCACAGAAGUCAGGAACACAGCCAAUGGAUUCAUUUUAACAGUAGAUCGGAUCGGGGCAGUGAUGGCCCCAUUAGUGAAUACACUCAGACAAAACAUUCCAGCCCUGCCUCAGAUCAUCUUUGCCAUUACAACAAUCACUGCCAGCCUUCUGGUGUUCUUCUUCCUCCCUGAAACCCAGAACCAGCCAAUGCCUGACACCAUCCAAGAAAUACAAUAUGGACAUUCAAGAAAAGAAGCAAGACGAAGAGAGGAGGGUGACCCUGCAGUGAAAAUAAGCCAGUUUUAAGAUUGCUCCAGGAAUACUUUAUAUAGACCUGUGCCCAUUUACUUGAAGCUGCCCUGAUUCCAAAGCUUAAUUCUCACGAUUCCCUUCAUCACACCUCUGUUCCAGCCAACCUCCUAAUUAUGUUCCUUUGCACAGGCUGUGCCCCUAUGCCUAGGUUCUUUUACCAACUUGCCUUUCCCUCUGACAAUCCUUAGGUACCAGCUCCAGUGGAAAAAAUUUUUCAUUCUCCUAGUUAUUAGUGAUCUUUCCUUCUUCAAAUUGUCUGUUUUAUUCAUUCCUUUACAUGUACUCUGUCUGCCAUUUGCCCUACAGAAUGUAAACUCUUGGAAGACAGGGCCUGUUUUUGUUUGUUUUCUCUCUGUGUCCUUAGCACCCAGAAUGGUCCCCUGUCUUCUUGGUCUUUAAUAAAUCUUUAUUGAAUAGAACUGCUCAAAUUGAAUUAUUAAAAACCAAUAUGAAGAGAAGUCAACAAAAUCUGGCAGUUGGUAUGAAACCAGGUGGA
Molecule: messenger RNA, 2158 nt
Organism: Trichosurus vulpecula (common brushtail)
Lineage: Eukaryota; Metazoa; Chordata; Mammalia; Diprotodontia; Phalangeridae
Product: steroid transmembrane transporter SLC22A24-like
Exons: 10
Coding region: 1-1656 (551 amino acids)
Biological process (GO): transmembrane transport
Cellular component (GO): membrane
Molecular function (GO): transmembrane transporter activity
Source: RefSeq, a predicted model, not a curated record